CUUAAAUGGUUCAAAAACGUCGUAACUUUAUUCUUCUUUUCUAUACUUUCCAUGGCUUCUCGAACCUCAUUCGACUCUUAUACUUAAAGCUACAUAAAAUUCAACACCAUCAAAACACACUCAAAUUUUCAAAACCCUAGCACGCCACUACCAAUGGCGACGAGAAAAUCCGCACCGCACCUUCUCAAACAACUCCACGCCUCUCGCCACCACCUCAACCCAACCCGUUCCGUCACCUACAUGCCCCGACCCGGAGACGGCACACCUCGCGGCGUAACACUCAUCCCCGGCGAUGGAAUCGGACCACUCGUAACCGGCGCGGUGGGGCAAGUAAUGGAGGCCAUGCAUGCGCCGGUGUACUUCGAGAAGUUCGAAGUGCGCGGUGACAUGAAAGCGGUGCCAGCUGAAGUGUUGGAAUCGAUUAAGAAGAAUAAGGUUUGUUUGAAAGGUGGACUUGCGACUCCUGUGGGAGGUGGAGUUAGUUCGCUUAAUGUGCAGUUGAGGAAGGAGCUUGAUCUUUAUGCUUCGCUUGUUAACUGUUUCAAUCUACCUGGGUUAACUACGCGUCAUGAUAAUGUUGAUAUUGUUGUUAUCAGGGAGAAUACAGAGGGUGAAUAUGCUGGCCUUGAACAUGAGGUUGUUCCUGGUGUUGUUGAAAGCCUCAAGGUAAUAACAAAGUUCUGUUCAGAGCGCAUUGCUAAAUAUGCUUUCGAGUAUGCUUAUCUAAAUAACAGAAAGAAGGUGACUGCUGUGCACAAAGCAAACAUUAUGAAACUCGCAGAUGGUUUAUUCUUGGAAUCUUGUCGAGAGGUUGCCACAAAGUAUCCUGGAAUCAAGUAUAAUGAAAUUAUUGUAGAUAACUGUUGCAUGCAGCUUGUUUCAAAGCCUGAGCAGUUUGAUGUAAUGGUAACCCCCAAUCUUUAUGGAAAUCUUGUUGCAAAUACCGCGGCAGGCAUUGCUGGUGGAACUGGUGUCAUGCCGGGAGGUAAUGUUGGUGCUGACCACGCAAUAUUUGAACAAGGUGCUUCAGCAGGAAAUGUUGGUAAAGAAAAAGUAGUACAACAAAAGAAAGCCAACCCUGUGGCACUCCUCCUUUCAUCGGCAAUGAUGCUUAGGCAUCUUCGGUUUCCUGCAUUUGCUGACCAAUUGGAAACUGCUGUGAAGCGAGUCAUUCUAGAGGGCAAACACCGGACCAAGGACCUUGGAGGGACAAGCACCACCCAAGAGAUUGUUGAUGCAGUGAUAGAUGCAUUAAAUUAAUUACAUAUUCAUAUUUACUUGCACAUUUACCAUAUGAAGUUAGCGAUGCAAGUUCUUCGCCAAUUGUUCAUAAUUUUUUUGCACCCUUUGAAGGUGAAUUGCCAAUUUUCGGCCAUGAUUAAUGUUUAUUCAAUUCAUAAAUUGAUGUGAUGAGAAUUUUGAAAAGAGCAGUCUGUUUUGCCAAGAGUUGUCUCUAUUACUUUAUGUAAAAACCGAGUUUAUUGCCUCAAUAAUGUAGUCUAUGGGGGUUUCUCACCUAUUUUGAAGAGGUUGUAAAAAAACUGAUGGUCCUACUUGUCAAUGGUGAGCACUCCUCUCCCUGUCCCAUAUAUCAAUGUUACAUUGUUAUCUUUGUUAGGUCAAAUAAUGGCUUGUGUAUCACAGGGCCACACAUUCCUUUUUAGUUGGGAUCAAGUUAAAUUCUCAUGUAACAGGUGUUUGAUGAAUGAUGAGAUUUUGUAAUGAUAGUUGAUACAGACAUGCAAUAUUCAGGCACAUGUGUUUUUGUGGGUCA
Lathyrus oleraceus (garden pea) is the source of this 1774-nucleotide messenger RNA. RefSeq names its product isocitrate dehydrogenase [NAD] regulatory subunit 1, mitochondrial. Bases 154 to 1260 code for a protein of 368 amino acids. Gene Ontology annotation, biological process: tricarboxylic acid cycle; isocitrate metabolic process. Gene Ontology annotation, cellular component: mitochondrion. The transcript is spliced from 4 exons. NCBI's taxonomy places the organism in Eukaryota, Viridiplantae, Streptophyta, Magnoliopsida, Fabales, Fabaceae. Gene Ontology annotation, molecular function: isocitrate dehydrogenase (NAD+) activity. The record is from RefSeq and is a predicted model, not a curated record.